AUGGGUACCAUCGUGGAUGUCACUGAACCGGAUGCAAAAGAGCGCCUAAAGACAACAGUAGAGGAGGCUUUGCCGGAAGGAUUGGGUUCUGAUCCGGAGAGCUUACCCUCAGCUAAAAAUUCCGCUGAUGUAAACCAAGAAGCUCAAGGUAUCUUACAAAAGCGUGAAAGACGUAGACAGAAAUUGGAGGCCAACAAUUCCACCGAGAAAAAGCAGAAUGAGAAUGCUGAUGGUAUUGAUAUGACAGAUUUCGGUGACGAAAUAGUGCACACAAGCAGUGGGGACAACUUCGACUGGGAUAAAAGCUCCGACAGCGAACACAACACAGAGGUCGAGGAUAAUAGUAGUAGCAAUGGCGGUGACAGUGAUGAGACUGGAGACAACAUACCUGACGAACGCGGUCUGCCAAAAUUGGUACUCAAUAAAGAAUUGGACCAAUAA
Messenger RNA from Sphaeroforma arctica JP610, 441 nucleotides. RefSeq lists its product as hypothetical. Bases 1 to 441 code for a protein of 146 amino acids. The transcript has 2 exons. Lineage: Eukaryota; Ichthyosporea; Ichthyophonida. The record is from RefSeq and is a predicted model, not a curated record.